Varanus komodoensis (Komodo dragon) is the source of this 1083-nucleotide messenger RNA. RefSeq names its product coiled-coil domain containing 89 (gene CCDC89). The record is from RefSeq and is a predicted model, not a curated record. The transcript has a single exon. Bases 1 to 1083 code for a protein of 360 amino acids. Lineage: Eukaryota; Metazoa; Chordata; Lepidosauria; Squamata; Varanidae.
AUGCCUCAGGAUGAGAAGCGUCCUGGAAUGGCCUUCCCCCACAAAAUAGCAAAAGAGGCAGAAGGAGAUAAUGAAUGGGACUCGGGAGACCCCUUUGAGGCCUUGGAGAAGCUCCAGGGACUCUCUGGUGGGGAGAAGGGGGAGAAGGCUUUGCUGCGCUCCCGCCUCCACGAACAGUCUCAGCUGAUCUGUAUCCUGAAGAAGCGAGCGGAUGAGCAACUUCUGCGCAGCAAGGCCCUAGAGCAGCUCAACACGGAGCUGGAAGAGCUACGGAUGGCAGAUGCUCUGAGGCUGGAGAGCCAGACACGGCGUGUCCAGCAGCUGGAAGAGCGCUUUAUGGACUUGGCCGCCAACCAUGAGGAUAUGAUCCACUUCAAGGACGAGCACAAGCGGCAGAACAUGCAGCUGAGAGAAGAAAACCGGCGCCUGCGUCAGGAAAACCAGAGCCUGUUCAGCCAGCCUAUGAAAGAGAAAGAGGCCCAGCUGGCUCAGCUCACUUUGGAGUUCAAAAAGCUCUCCAAGGAAAUGGAGAGCUUACAGGAGAGGCAUAAACAGGACAGCCAUUGUGCUCAAGAGCGGGAGAAGGCGCUCCUAGAAGUCCAGAGCACACAAGCCCAAGCUCAUGCGGAGGAAAUCAACUCGUUGAGAAGCCAACUGGAAAUGCUACAGGAGAAACAUACUCAUGCCCUGGAGCAACUGGAGAAAGCGGAGAAGCAGCUGAGAGAAGCAGAGAGCAGACUGGAAGCCAAGCUCCAGAAGCUGACCAGUGAGAAGGAAGAACUGCUGACCCUGGCAAUGGACAGAGGCAAGGCACUGCAGGAGAAGCAACGAGAGAUCCUGCAGCUGGAGAAGAAGGCGGAAGACAUGGAGAAGGCCAAGCAGGCGGCAGAGCAGCGCUUUGAGGCAGAGGCGGCGCUGGUGGACAGCAACCUUCGGGUUCGAGACCUGCAGCGGCGCCUGGAUAUGGCGCAACAAGCGUACACAGAGCUCCGGCUGCACUUUGACGCAUACAAGAAGCACAGCAUGGAGUUGCUCACUAAAGAAAAAGAGUUAAAUACCAAACUGCGCCACUUCAUGGCCUAA